UAGUACUCCAUAACCAUAACUAGUAACUCUUAUCUUCACUUCCAUCUAUCACUAUCAAAACCUUUUUCCACUCUCUCCAAUACAUGGAUAUCUUUACUACAAACAGCUCUUCUUCUACCUCUGACACUUCAUUGCAGAAUUCAGAUGGCUAUUAUUGGACAUCAAUUUCCAACGAUGAGGUUCGUUUAGCUGCAACUACCCCGAAGAAGCGCGCAGGGAGAAAGAAGUUCAAGGAGACUCGCCAUCCGGUGUAUAGGGGUGUGAGGAGAAGAAACAAUAAUAAAUGGGUGUGUGAAAUGAGGGAGCCUAACAAGAAGACUAAGAUUUGGUUAGGCACGUUUCCAACCGUCGAAAUGGCUGCCCGAGCACACGAUGUUGCUGCUAUGGCAUUAAGGGGCCGAUUUGCUUGUCUCAAUUUUGCAGACUCAACAUGGCGGCUCCCUAAACCUGCUAGUACUCAAGCAAAAGAUAUACAAAAGGCGGCUACGGAAGCUGCUGAGGCUUUCAGACCAAACAAAACUUUAAAGACUAAUAAUAUUGACAAGACUUUAACAGUUGAUGACAUUGACACGGUGGUAGUUGCGGCCGCCAUAGUAGAGCAGAAUAUGUUUUCUAUGGAAGUGGAAGAAGAGGGAGAGAUGAACACAGCAGAAAUGUGGAGGAAUAUGGCAAUAAUGUCCCCAACACAUAGUUUUGGAUAUCAUGAAGAGUAUCAAUACAUUGAUGAACAAGACUAUCAAGAUCAAGAGAUAUCACUAUGGACUUUUUAAAAUUG
Molecule: messenger RNA, 775 nt
Organism: Vicia villosa (hairy vetch)
Lineage: Eukaryota; Viridiplantae; Streptophyta; Magnoliopsida; Fabales; Fabaceae
Product: dehydration-responsive element-binding protein 1A-like
Exons: 1
Coding region: 84-770 (228 amino acids)
Biological process (GO): regulation of DNA-templated transcription
Molecular function (GO): DNA-binding transcription factor activity; DNA binding
Source: RefSeq, a predicted model, not a curated record